AUGCCGAGGGUAGUUGCCGAGCAGAGGCACAAGUUUGAAAAUGACGAUUUGUUUAGGAAGAUGUCACGAGAAACUGAGGUGAUUUGACAAUUUCAGCGUUACAUCACGAAGUUGUAAACUCACAUGGCCCAAUACAAGCCAACGCUAUUGAACCGUUUUCGUCUAUUUUCAGAUCAAAUACACUGGCUACAGAGAUAGAUCGCAUGAGGAACGCAUCGUAAGAUUUCAAACAGAAGCGAGAGAUGGACAAGCUACCGUAGUAAGUUGACGAAAACUAUUCUUGAAGGAGUUGAGCAAAACUUUUGGCAAGAUCAUUGCGUGGUUUAAAGAUGUUGUUGUGAAGGAAUUCUUGUUUCCUUUCAUUAAAUUGCUACCCCUGGCUAAUUCUUUUAUUAACCAUCCAGGCUUUUGUAUCGUCUGGGACAAAUUUCACUCUUCAAUUCCCAAAAGGAGAAGAUGGAACAGUACCUAAGGAAUAUCUAGACUUCGAUCGCGAACCUGGCAAGGUACAGAAAAUUCAAGAUAAUUUUACUCUCAUUUCGGGGGUGUAAUAUGUAAAAAAACGCUGGUAAUUUUUCAUUAUCUUGUAUAACAAAAGCAAAAUGCUAUUUAUUAGCUGUCGUGUUUUGGAAUCUGCGUAUUUUUGUAGAUCUCUCGGUAUUAUUUUAUCUUAAUUUUAAAAACGAUAAAUCUGGACAACUGCCAGCACUUGAAAUUGUGUGGGUAGCCAUAGGAGUGCAGUAAAAUUCCGCUUUUAGCCUAAAAAGGUAUAGCGAUGGACGCCCGACUUGAAUUCUUUUUGAAAGUUUAUUUGUAUAUAAACAUCUGGCUAUUAAAGAUUCCUGCAGCAGGUCGCGAGUUAAUUAUGCAUGAGAAAUCGCUCCAUAUUUCAAUCAUUACUAGGAAACUGUACUUUCGGCAUGUCUUGGUUCUUUCCGCGGAGGAAACAACUUCUCAACCAAAUCGCACACUGACAUUGAAAGGUUUGCCGAUGGUUGGAAUUUUGGGCUUAAUGUCGCUAACCGGAGAUAAUUGCACGUGCUGACAAAUUAAUUAUUUACGAUAUGGAACAUUUCAGCAUAUGAAUGGCUUUCUUAUUCGAAAUGACUCGUUUCAUUUCAGUCGCUCAUACUGCGGUCUAUUUUCACGGAUAGGCACUAUUUGGCUUUUCUGUUUUGCCGUAAAAUAUGCUCAAUUCAAAGCAAUUAAUUGUAAGAUUAUGUGUAUAGCUGUUUUAAGUAAUACGACAAUAAGUAACACGACAAUCGUGAUAGUAAAGAUAAAAAAAUCCCGAAAAUUUAAGACUGUCAGUUUUCAGUGUCGGUAAUCAUGGUUUUUAAAAUCUCAUCUUUAUAGAAAAAGGUCAAAAUUUUCACGUCGGUAAAUGAGAAAGCUAGUGUUUCGUGAUAUCAUGCCAAGUGUCUCAGUAACUCGAGCUAAAAAUAACAGAUUACGGUAAUAAAUAAUCUUGUAAGCAGUGUCACUUAUCGCAAACACUUGUGUACACGAACUGAAAAUGGGGAAAAUUCGCUAGAUCGUGUUUCAUAAUAUUUACACGUUCGUUUAGAAAAGUCUAGGUUUGUUAAGAUUAUGUUGCAUUGCGAAAACAACGAGUGUCAACAAAUUUUCAAGCGAAAGUUUUCUGUCUUCGCAAACUUUCGGCAUCUCUUGUGCCACUUACCAAGCAAAAAUUCCAAUUAAAAACAGGUGCAUGGUAUCACAGCGAGAUUACUUUGACAAACCAGUAUUUGAUUUCUUCCUGAAUUGAACGUAAUAACAAAGCUAUUGUUUUCUUAUUUUGUUUGGCCGUUCAAGUGCGAUUUGUUUCAUUUACGUCAAGAAUGAAAACGGAAACAAAUUAUUUCACCGUGAAGAGUAUGUUUAAGACCGAAUUUCUCGCAGUCGUUUUAUUUGCUCGCACUUAAAAUAUAAAUAAUAACUUUUGUUGAACUUAUUUAUGAAAAAAGAAUGCCGUAGUAGCAAGAAAUUAAAAUUUGCGUGUAUACACACUUAUGUAAUUAUGCCAAGCAUUCCAACCUUUUGGAGUGACACCGCCGUCAAGACAUUCGAAAUCGCCGAUAAUUACUGAUAAAUAAAUUCCACAUGCAUGGGUGCCGGCGAAGCGCGAGACCUCCCUAUUGCUGUGAAAAUGCGUGUGUUUUAAACUUACUCCAAUGUAUUUGAAAUUACAAAUAGUGUAAGGGCUUUUAUUGGUUUUAUCUGUUUCUUUAUGAGUUUAUUAUCAACACUGAGCUUGAAAAGAUUCUUCUCACAGAGGACAGAGUGGCAGCUUUGUCCGUGUUAAAAAGGGGACUUUGAAGGUCUAGAAUUUUUCUUGGUUGAGAGAGGCUCAGUGGUUUGAAACAGCCUCUAAAGUGAUGAUUGUUUCCAGAAGAAUUAAGGAACUAAAGUUUAGUAAAAACCUAAGGUGUUUCUUAAUUCACCCUGGAAGCAGUGCCUCUUGAAAGCGUAGUAUGGUGGUAGUCAUAAUACUGUCGUAAAUUCUCUGUUUUUUUAAUAUUUGCAACAGGUGUUUAUUAAAAGCCGUUUUAUCAUGAACGGAGUGUGCGUAGUAUGGAAGGGAUGGCUAGAUCUCCAAAGACUUGAUGGCGCUGGCUAUUUAGAGUUUGAUGAAGAUAAAGCCAAAGUAAGCCUAUUAACAAUACAACUAACAUCUUUUUUGACUUUUCUACUCUUUUAAUGUUGUGUAUUUCUACUCAUUAUCAUAAGUCAAAACAUCUGUGUUUGUUGAGAUGUAUUCCAUGCAACUACAUUGUAUCAAUUCACCCUGGGUGGUUUUUCCUGCUGUUUUUUGAUGACCAGAUUAAUUGGCUGAUUACACAGGAAAAGGUGUAAUCAAAAAUAGCUGGAGAGUCAUGCAUUUCCGAUGGAAAGUAAGCAGGAGACUUUUGGGAGAUAAGAUAGUAGUGAUUGUGAAUUUCAUCACAUUGCAAUCAUGGUGCACAAUGUAUCAGGAAGCACUGAAAUAAUUCAGGAAUGUGUUUUGUUCUAACAAGUUAUUAGUCAUAUAGUUUUGAUAAUUUCAUUUGUUAUGCAACCUGCCGUGAAUAUGCUAUGGUUGCAUGCAAUUCAUUUUAAUGAACAUUUUUUCAGACAAAGGGUGAAAAAUCAACAAAAACUUCACCAUUUCUAAUGAGCUAUUUCAAGUGCUUGCUUAACCUCUUGGCAUCAUGUUAUAGCUAAAUAAAGCUAAAAAUCACUUAAACUGACACAGCUUCUAAGUGCUUUAUGUUUUACAGACACUGUCAAUUAGCCAUUGUCUAGACUUUGUCAGUUCGUUUUACAGAAUCCAUUCUCUCAUAAGAAUGAUAAGAAUUACAUUUUGUAUACAUGAACACCUGCUUCAGUGGAAUCUCUAUUAUAGAGCAGUCUGCCCUCAGGAAGGGAAACUGACUGGAGUUUGAAAAAUUUUUACCAGAUAUUAUUAGCACAAUGUAUGAGCAGGGGGGCAAAUUUGGUUAUCACUGCUGUGAAUAAUUACCAAAUCAUGAAUUCUACAAACUUGAACUUAAGUUGUGUAAACUCAUGAGUGAUAAUAGUUCUUCAGAAAAUGGGUACAAAUUUGCUUCAUUUUAUUCCAAAAUGACAUGAAGUAAGUUAUUUUACUGCAAGGGCACUAACGGGAACAAAUAAGCACAGGGUACGAAGGGUUUUGAGUGUGUUAACACUUUAAGCCUUAAUAUUUACACUCACAUUUGGGGGGCGGGGGUACUCCCUAUCAGAGGCCUAUACACUGGGAGCUUGCCCCAAAAGGAAUACCAGUUUAAGACUUUUAGAUCUUGAGAAUUUCAUACUUUUUAAGUCUAAGGAUGGGUAGGAAAAUCUGUAAUUAUUUUAGGUAUUUAAAAAGGCAUUAAAAUAUUUUAAACAGACGCACCUUAGCUUAAAUAUCAUUCAUUUACUUUGUCCCAAAGUAUUCUCUAGCAGAAAUUUAAAAAGGGUAACACUUUCCAUGGAGAGUAUAAGAAUGUCUGUCAAAAUUGCUACAAAGAGGUAUAAGUGUUUAGACCUUGGGGUAGAGCCUUGAUGUAAAAAGCUAAACUGAGUACAUCCCCCAUAGCAGGCUUAUAACAUAGUUGUUGUUGUGAAAGGUUUGAACCCAGGAGUCAUUUCAAAAGUAGGUUGAGUUUGAUCAUCUGUUGUUGUUACUUUCAAUUUAGUCUGAAGACAAAGUAAUGAGAGAGACAUUAGAACAAGCAAAACGGCGAGUUGCUGAAUUUGAAGAAAGGCAAAGACAGUGGCGAGAAGAACAACAGCGUAAAGAGUCUGAGGCAAGUAGCCAUCAUCGUAUCAACUAUAGGUAA
Molecule: messenger RNA, 4325 nt
Organism: Porites evermanni
Lineage: Eukaryota; Metazoa; Cnidaria; Anthozoa; Scleractinia; Poritidae
Source: the annotation of a GenBank genome assembly